Messenger RNA from Mycetomoellerius zeteki, 481 nucleotides. RefSeq lists its product as uncharacterized. Lineage: Eukaryota; Metazoa; Arthropoda; Insecta; Hymenoptera; Formicidae. The record is from RefSeq and is a predicted model, not a curated record. The transcript has 2 exons. The coding region runs from base 110 to 475 and encodes 121 amino acids.
AGAGAGAGAGAGGGGGGGAGAAGGAGAGGGAGAGAAUGGAAUGUCGAGUAAGCGAGAAAUGGAGAGAAAGAGAGAGAAAGAGACAUAGGAGAGAGCGCUAGGUUAUUGGAUGAGCAGCAAUCAUAAAAUUUCCACCCUUCUGUACGAGGGAUAUCGCGCGCGGGUCGAAUUUGACUGCGACACGUAUACGCAGGCGGGCACCAUUACACACCAUGCAUGUAGUAGAUAUGUAAGGGAUCGCCGGGGUUAUAAAAUGUUUUGCAAACUAGAUAUGUUGUCAGCGGUUUACAUAAGGUUGCCACCCACGCGCGUGUCCGUUUGCUGGUCGAAUUUAAGAGAUUCAUGGGUCAAAAUCGCACAGACAAUGAAGCACGGGCGCUCACGUUUCCUAACAACACUCGCCCAAUUUCACUCAAACAGAAGCCGAUUAAUUCACGGCGUCCAAUUUAAUCCGUUCUCCCGACUCGAUCGGUGACGAGGA